This is a messenger RNA of Priapulus caudatus, 1280 nucleotides long. RefSeq lists its product as uncharacterized. The record is from RefSeq and is a predicted model, not a curated record. The transcript has 2 exons. Bases 269 to 787 code for a protein of 172 amino acids. Lineage: Eukaryota; Metazoa; Priapulida; Priapulimorpha; Priapulimorphida; Priapulidae.
GCUACACCUGUCGACAUAGCGAGACCCUCUCAGCAUUAGUCAUAUUCAAAAUGGCGGACAUUGACGCAGCGCAAACACUGAUCGCAAAUGCUAAUUAAUCCGGAAAAUCAACAAAUAGCGAAGAAACGCAAGUCGAAUUUUACAGCAAGUGAGAAAACAUAUCUGGCAGACCUCGUCAAGGAUAAUUUCCACGUACUUACCAGUAUGUAAUUUAUACGUACCAGUACGCAUUUACCAGUAACUUAACUGCAAAAAUGAAGAGCGAGAAAUGGGAGGAGAUCGCCGGAAAUUAAAUGCCAUAGGUACGGGAAGCAGCAGAACAGUAGGCCUAGCGGAGUUAAAAACUCUCUGGAAAAACCUUCAGAUGAAGGCAAAGAAAGCAAAUGGCUUCCAAAAACGAGAGGCAGUAAAGACAGGAGGCGUACCAUCACCCCCUCCAUUAGAUGAAACGACCAAUAUCAUCAUUGGCUUCAUGAAUGACAAACCGUCAUUCAGCGGCAUUCCCGGAGGCAUAGAAACAGGCCCCGCCAGCGAUACAAGGGUGUCAAUGUGGGGAACACACGUCAAGGUCACAUUUAAUGACGAGGAGUUAAGGCAGAGGUACCGCUUCGGGAAGAAAGGAAUAGCAUUUCUUUAUGAUACAGUGAAAGACGAUUUGCAGAGGCCGACGAAACAUUCAUGCGCGAUUCCGGCGAUUGUACAAGUUCUGAUAGCUAUACGUCUCGAACGAAAUUGGGGAUACUUUCGGAGUUUCAAAAGCGACCGUAUCGAGAGAUCACGGAUGUAACGGAAUCUCUAAACGGCAAAAGAUCUAUAAGACAUAAGAUAAGAGAACAAUGAAUUUAAUAUGUUUAUAUUCUAAAUCUCAUUUUAUUAUUAUUGAAUAAGUUAAUUAAAUUAUGUGUUGUUUAUAAAUAAUGUAUUUUCUUUUUAGUGUGAAUUUCGUGACAACAUAUACUGUCAUAGGCUGACAUUUAUUUCAGAAAUAUGUCUGGACGAUAUGCUCCCUGAAUGUAUUGCCAUUAUCUGGGCCAUCAUAUACGUCAUCACCAUCAACGUUAUUAUCACAAUCAUUGGCUUCGGUGGUUAACGGUUCAUCUAACGAAAUCGCAAUAUUGUGCAAAAUUGCACAAGCAACAAACAUCUUGCAAGCCUUCGACGGUUCUAGUCUCAUUUCACCAUGAAAGAGGUGAAAUCUUCUUUUUUAAAUGCCGAACGCACGUUCAACAGAGCAUCUGGUGCGUUUAUGCGCAAUAUUGUAUCUAAAAAAUAAAAAAACC